GUUCUCUGCGUUUGUUCUUUUGAAUGUAUUGUAUUUUGAAUGGACUUUGAUUUGCACACGAUCUUUUCCAAAUGCUAGAAACCGACGUCGGCUGAUUACAUCGGACGCAGAGACGGUGGAUGAUGAAGGUUCGGAGGUUACGGUCGCUGACACAAACAUCCCGACACUUCCCCUCAGAGACCGAGCGCCCUACAUUCAACCAUCAAACCCACUGUUACAUAAAAAAACCACCACCACACAAGCCGGCUUGCUGCCUGUUGCUAAGCAACGAGCCCUGGAGCCCCAUCGACGAGUCUCGCUGGGCAGUGGCUGUACCUGAAAGUGCUCAAAUAGGUCAGCGAGGACAAAAGAUGAGAGACGAACUUGAAAAAAACAGAAAGAAAGGGAGGGAAAAACAGCAUGAAAGCAUGUCCCUGGGACUGUGUGGGUCUGCACUCAGCAUUAUGUGAGUAAUGAGGUUUGUUAGUCAGAGGAGGCUGGCUGAGGGAAAAACAGAAGGAAGAGGGUCUGUGACGAAGAACGACAGGCAGGAGCGAGCUUCUGUCAGGAGUAUGAGAUACACAAGGCGUGAUCGAAACCAACCAGCCGAGGACGAGCGGCGUUUUUCCAGGAGUCGACUCCAUAUUUGAUCAUGUUGGUGCAAAGAGCAAAAAAAAAACCCUGCUGAGGUGUUCGGUGAGGUUAUAACUGAGGCGACAUUUCGAGAACAAAACAAACAAACAAUCGUUCAUAGGUGCCAGUCUAGACUAUAACCUGUUUACCCAACAUUAAAGGGAUAUUCUGCGUAAAAUUAAGUUAGGGACAAACAAACCGUAACAACGAGUUAGACACCCCUGAGAGAGAUGAAUGUUGCCGACUGCUUCUUCUCUAGUUAUACCAACUUUAGUAACGAUUGCAGGAUAGCAAUACAGAGUCACACGCUUAACCAAAACGCCACUCUAUAGCCACAAAUAAUGCUCAGAACAGCACCUAACUUCAUCAACAGGACAUAUAGGGUCACAGCCAUAGUACUAGACACCAAACAUCUUUUUAACUUUGACUCAUUUCUUUAACAAAGAGACUAAACACAACUCACCUACUCUCUUCCAGCAGCUGUUUGUUUGUAGCGAGACCUCAGGCCAGUCCAUUACGGACUACAGCGGGGUGACGCAGCUCAAGGAAGAACAUUUAUGAUCAUUUCUUCAUCAUUUCCUUAAAGUAAUAAUCAUCAUAUUAAUCAUUUUACAUGAAGAAAUGAUCAUGAAUGUUCUUCCUUGAGCUGCACUGAAGUCAAUGGACUCGCUAAGCUAGUUGUUACUUAAGUUGGUAUAACUAGAGAAACAAGCAGUCGGCAACAUUCAUCUCUCGACGGGGUGUCUAACUCUAAUUUUACGCCGGAACAUCCCUUUAAGAUGGGAUAAGACUGAGGUUUGAUUCAUAAAAGGUCAACCAGGAGAUGACCUGGAAGUCCUGAAAGUCUUGAAGUCUUGAAACUUACGAACACAAACAAAAUCCUGGUCCAGUUAAAUCCACUAACGGAGCUCGAACCCUUUUCUCACUGCAGAUGAGGGUGAAAACUCUCAAUUACCUCCUUUUCUCCAUUCUUCCUCACAUUCGUUGUAAAAUCUUUGAGUGAUGAUCUGUAGUGAGUUCAUGUCCUAUCUGACUGACUGACUGACUGACUGACUGACUGACUGACUGACUGACUGACUGACUGAGGGCAUCUGAAGUUCACAUUAAUAUUCAGUCUAAGCCCACAAAAGCAAUUCUUCUGUUCGGAGUAAACAGCAAAUCCUGCGUUAAAUCCUGUAAAGGAUCAUGUUGGUGAGCGCGACGACAGAGCUGAGCCGCUUACAGUCGCACAAUGAGGAUGUCUGUCCAAAUGCCACAUGCCGUACCUCAGACUGUUUUCCUGAGCAUGAGAGGGUUAAAUACUUACGCAGAGACAAACCUUUAUUUCCGUACGGGGAGCUGUUGGAUUUAGAUACAACUAUGAAGCAUCACUUGUAUUUUGCGAGCUCGUGUUACAAACCCCGAUGUU
Xyrichtys novacula (pearly razorfish) is the source of this 2020-nucleotide messenger RNA. The record is from the annotation of a GenBank genome assembly. Lineage: Eukaryota; Metazoa; Chordata; Actinopteri; Labriformes; Labridae.